CGCCGGCCCAAGAGCCGGGAUUGGCGGGGCCGAGUGGCCAGUCAGAAGGCCGCGCGCGGGCUAAGGCUGGGCGAGCGCUGGGGCAGCGAGUGGACGUGGCCCGUUGGGCGCCCGGAUCGUGCGCUGAGGCGGGAUGGGGUAGCCGGGAGGGUCACCCCAAUGGGGAGACGACGAGGAGGGAUAGUCCGUGCCGUUCCGCCCUUGGCGCGGUGCUCCCGGGGCCGCCGGAGAAACCUCUGGGAUGCCCUUUUGUGGCCCUCGCUGGGUUGGGGGUGAGGUUGCUGAGGAGGAAAGUGUGGGGAACCCAGGGGAAGUCGCGUUAUGGGGGGUGGCUUUCCUGGAAGGGGGAAAGCGGCCUCCGGUUCUCCCUCCAAGCUGACACGGCUGUACCCAGUGUGGGACUCGUCACCCUGCGUGUGGCUGCCUACCACUGCCCAACGAGGUUUCCAAUUGAGGACUGAAUAGAGGAUUGGCACUACAAAAACAAUGGAGCAGUACACAGCAAACAGCAAUAGUUCAACAGAACAGAUUGUGGUGCAGGCUGGACAAAUUCAGCAACAGCAGGGCGGUGUCACUGCUGUCCAGUUGCAGACUGAGGCCCAGGUGGCAUCUGCCUCAGGCCAGCAAGUCCAGACCCUCCAGGUAGUCCAGGGCCAGCCACUGAUGGUACAAGUGAGUGGAGGCCAGCUGAUCACAUCAACCGGUCAGCCAAUCAUGGUACAGGCUGUACCUGGGAGUCAAGGUCAGACCAUUAUGCAAGUUCCAGUUUCAGGAUCACAAGGACUUCAGCAGAUUCAGUUGGUCCAGCCUGGUCAGAUUCAGAUUCAGGGUGGUCAAGCAGUGCAAGUUCAGGGUCAGCAGGGCCAGACUCAGCAAAUCAUCAUCCAGCAGCCACAGACAGCAGUUACUGCUGGCCAGACACAGACACAGCCACAAAUUGCAGUUCAGGGACAACAAGUAGCCCAGACGGCAGAGGGACAGACAAUUGUCUAUCAACCCGUUAAUGCUGAUGGAACAAUUCUUCAACAAGUUACAGUCCCAGUUACAGGCAUGAUCACCAUCCCAGCAGCCAGUUUGGCUGGAGCACAAAUAGUUCAGACUGGCGCCAACACCAACACAACCAGCAGUGGACAAGGAACUGUAACUGUGACGCUGCCUGUUGCUGGAAAUGUGGUUAAUUCAGGGGGAAUGGUCAUGAUGGUACCUGGGGCUGGAUCAGUGCCAGCCAUCCAGAGAAUACCUUUGCCUGGAGCUGAGAUGCUUGAAGAGGAGCCGUUGUAUGUGAAUGCGAAACAGUACCAUCGGAUUUUGAAGAGGAGGCAAGCAAGAGCUAAGCUGGAAGCCGAAGGGAAAAUUCCAAAAGAGAGGAGGAAAUACCUGCAUGAGUCCCGACACCGUCAUGCUAUGGCAAGGAAGCGGGGGGAAGGUGGACGGUUUUUUUCACCGAAAGAAAAGGAUAGCCCCCACCACAUGCAGGAUCCUAGCCAGGCAAACGAAGAAGCAAUGACACAGAUGAUUAGAGUAUCCUAACAGCCAGCUACAGAACAGAGCGUCUGGACUAAUAUCUUGUGUCUCUGGAACUGUUCCCUAUCCUACCUAUCAAACAAACUUCUGAAUGGGAAAAUUUGCCAUAUGCACAGCCUGUUCUCGUUUUAAGAACAAAUGCCACACUCUCAGUGAGUGGUUUGUCUUAGACUUUUAACUGCAGUGGACUCAGCACAUGGAGACACCUAUGGACCCACCCAGUUCAGACCAGGGAGUUGAAAAGUCAGAAUCAACAGAGCUUUAACAUCCUUGACAAUAAGUGUGGCACAGCUUGAAACUGCCACUGCCUCAGCAAUAACUAGCAGGUUGAAAUAGGGCUAGUUACACCAUUUGGAAACCAUGGCUCUUGAACCACACAGGAAUGAUAAUAUUUGAAGCAGCCAGAGCUGUCGUGCAUUUUUUCCCUCAAUGUAGCCUUCUUGGUCCCCUCUGCUCCCCACAACCUCAGAUUUUGUAACGCAUCUUUCCACUGCAGAAGCAUUUUCUGUAAUAGAACUCUUGACACGACACUGAAAGUUUUUCCUCAGCAUACUGUCCUACGUAAACUGUCGCCAACUAUUUGUGAGAGAAUUAAUCCAUUAUCACAAAGUAUUGGGAAGUUAGAAGACUUGGGGUAAUGCAUGCAUGUUCCAGUGGAUAGCAGAGAAAUUGUAUAGUGGCCCAGGGAACAAUCACUGGUAGUAGGGGGAAGGGGGUGGGGGUGGGGAUAGAUCUCGGUGUCAGAACUAGUAAUGUGUGUCAGUUAAAGUUCACUGACAUGCUAUUCCUGCAGGCUGAGAAAUGCACAUCUUAUGAAAUGCGCAUACUGCCGCUGUCGUUGGUGCAGUUGUUUCUCCAAUAUCAGAGCACUAAAUACGGUGUUGUGAGCAUUAGUCAGGAUGUGAGAGAUACUUUGCCCUAACCAAACCCUAUGUUGUUAACAUCCUCCUGCAGCUCAGAUUGCAUUGUCCAUGAGAAUUAACAUGAACAGUCCUCUCAAGCUUUUUAUUUAAUAAUCUCUGUAAAAUGGCACUUAAUUCUGUAACCUUCGUUUUCUGUUCUGAGGGACUUUUUCCUCCUUUUGAUUGUUUAUCAUUAUGUUUAUCAUUAUUGGAUUGUUAAUCAUUACGAGAAGUGACAAAACAAGAAAUGGAGUUUCUUUCUGCCAAGCAUCACCUGCUACCUUUUUCACUUCUCCCAAGAUUUAUUUUCUUCCCUUAUUGCUACUUACUUUGGGCAAUGCCAUGAGGUCCAGCUAGAACUAUGUUAUGUUCUUUUAUAUUCACAGGCUUAUGAUUAAGCCUGCAUUGCUUACCGAGAUUGAGAGUGAAGGAGGAUUGGAGGAGGCUCGUCUCUGAAAGAUGGGAGACGAACUACAGUAGCAAGACUGAGGGGCUGCAUAAAAAAAGAAGGUGCCUGGAAGUUGACUGUUAAGUUUUUAAGAGGGAUCUCAUGGCAUCUGAACAGGUGUCAUGAUGUUUGGAGGUGGCUCGCCCUAGUUAAAAAAAGUAGAAAUCAUUCUUCACUUGAUUUGAAAUAGCUUGGAUAUGGGCACCUUCACAAGGCCCCUUUUUCAUGACAUAAAAAGAUAAUAAUUCAGGAGAGUGGAAUUGAGAGAAAAUAAUUGGUACUAGUAAAUCAGCAGAGAUUGCUUAUCCGGUGGAGUAGAACAGUGCAGCUUUCAGAUUGGCUAACUUAAUUCCAGCCAAUGAAAUGUUAAGACAACUGAUACGCAAGUGUGAUGUCAAACGCUAGAAUGAGUUUGGUGAAAACAACGUAAAGUGAGAUGUGGAGCAGAGUUUAAGCUAUUUAUCACCAUGCUGUACAUGGUGUUCCCAGUGCUCUAACAUAAGUUAUUGUAAGCAAAUGUGUGCGCUUUUUUUGUAUCAACUGCACUUACCCUUUUAAGCCUUUGUGCAGGUUGCAUGUUUCUAAACCUUUUUGUUUUUAAUCUCCAGUAGCCUUUUUGUUUGCUUCUCUGCAUUUGCCAGCAUCCUGGGUGCCUUUGAUUACCAUUGUGGUUUUCUUCAACAGGCUAUUUCCAUGUCAUCUAGGGUUUAUUUUCACUGGUUUUACAAUAAAAUAUCCAGUCUUAGUGAAGGAACAGUGAAUACUUUUUUUAAUACUGUUUUUCAGUUGUAAAUAUAAAGCAUUGGUACGUUCUGAGAUACUGAUAGACAUGGUGAGGAGGAAAUACUGUAUAGUCUGAAUUAAAGAUGUUUCUCCAUGUGUUUCCCUUUUCAGUUAUCAGUUUUAUCACUGCAGACUGGGAUGUUAAGGGAAUCAAGGUUCUCCUAAUUCUUUGUGUAAAAUCAUAAUAUGACAUUUGCAUCUUUAAAAGACCAAGCCAUUGAUACCUUUUUCAACCUAAAAACAAAAACAAAAAAUGCUCUUUGAUACCUAUAUGUAGAUGGUGCAGACACCUUUUUAAUUUUUGGUCUAUAGUUAGGUUUUUCUGUAAUGGUGUAAAAUGUCCUGAUAGGAUCUCUUAUACCAAUGGCUUAGACUUCAUGUGUGUAGGUCAAACUUAUUUCAAAAUAUUUGUUAAUAAAAUGUUCUGUUCCUGGAUAAUAAACUAAAAGCAGAAGUAAUGCCAAGUGCAAACUCUUAAUUGGAAAUUUAAAAUCAGGCUAUGAUGAAAUACUUAAUUGGGGGUAGACUUAAGGGAUAAAGCUGGAGUGGGUUUGAAAAAAAAUGUAAAUUCUUCUAUUGACCUAUAAAACACUGGAACAUUGAGCCCAUUUAAAGCGGUUUGAUACUUAAGGGUUGGCGUAGAAACCCCCAAGGCUAAACAUCUUCAAAUAUUUUGCAUGUAAAAAAAAAUCAAUUUCUUGGGUUGUGAAUGGGGACUGGAGUAUUGAUAUUUGUGAAACUGUAAGGCAAAGUUUGUACAUAGUUCAAAAGUUUAUAAUUUUUUAUGCUGCAUUUUGAAGUGUAUUUUGUCUUUAAUAGAUACAACUGUAAGUACUGUGUACACUAUUCAGCCAAUAAAAUGUUUAUAAAAUAUGCUGUUGACUUCGAGUCUGAUUACUAUUUAUCAUUAUUUGUAAUCACUCAUUUGUUUUUUACAUGCGAUAGUUUGCAUUGAGCAUAAGACUUUGACUGCAGCUAAUGGAUUCCAGCAAAGUUAUAGGAGCAACUGGCUUGCAUUGUGGGCGUGUACCAUCUGAUUGCACCUCCUUUUCUCUCUCUUCAAAAUAGCAUGCUGGGAAACUGAAGUUUGUUUCCUCAUGAGCAAAGGGAUUUGGGGUGUAGAGAGAAGCAUUAAAAUUUUAAAGCCCACACCAGUAGCCUGGAGUGGAACAAUUCAGAAAGAGCUACAUCGCAUCGGUCUCAGGCAUUAGGUGUCAGCUUGAGGCACAAGUUGAAUCAGGGUGACGAAUUCCUGCUGCUUUGUUUUAUUUUCUGAUCCAUCAGUAGCUGUUCUGAUACCUAUCCCUCCUCGUUUAUAACACACAAAUAUAUUAAAGCCUAGCAUUGAUGGAUAGGAUAUAUAAAACAGGUAUGGAGAACUAUCUAAUGCAAGAGCCUAGUAGAUGAAUUUGUCAUCUAAUCAUGUACUUAAACUACUGUGACGUAUAACAACUAGGGUCUGAUAUAUGGGUGUAUAUCCAUUUUAUAAAAUAUUGUGGCGUGACCUCUCAUUCAUGUGGUUUGCAAUUUCACAAACUAUAAUGGAAUAUAGAUUAUAGAAUAAAAAAGGUUUACAAGAGACAUUUUUGGAAUUCGGAGUUUGAAAGAUUGUCCAAGAGCUUGCCUCUCUUGCAGCUUGGUGCCACACAAACUUUGUGGUUUUGCUCUGUUGGACUUCUAUUUCCUUAUCUUCCAUCCCCUUUAACUGUUCCUGAGGGAAUAGUUGGCAGAAGAAAUAAAUGUAUGAGAAGUCAUAGUUACAUCAGUUAAAGUGAAAAUCCAAGGUAAUAUCUUUUAAUUGGAUAAACUCUCAUUUCUGAAGAGUCCACAUAAUUCUGUAGUCUUAUAGUGUGUGUAACUGUAUAGAAUGCCUCUGCUGUGGAAACAGGUCAUCUGUUUUAAGGACUAUGUGAUGUGCAAGUUGACACAUGCAGAAGCAUUCAAUGUUGACAAGGUUUACCCCUCUAUUGUUUCCUGUGUGUUCCCCAUCAUUGUCAAGUAGACAGCAGCUUCAAAUGCUUUGCUGCAUAACAGUAGUAAAUACCGGUAAUAGUAAUUACAGUGGUACCUCUGGUUGAGAACUUAAUUCGUUUCUGUUAUUAUCCUAAAGCAAAGUUCUUAACCUGAGGUACUAUUUCUGGGUUAGUGGAGUCUGUAACCUGAAGUGUCUGUAACUAGAGGUACCAAGUGCAGUUUGGUAUGGUGAUUGAACAACAACUGAUUAUGAAAGUGCAUAUAGCAAUGUAUUUUUUUAUUUGCUGUUAACUCUACUUCAUUGUUGAGCAAGCUAGUGCAGUCCACUGAGUCAAACUUGGGACUCAGGAGUUUUUGCUCAUUAGCUCUCAUAAGUCCUUGCCUUUCAGCUUCAGAUUCCCAUCUGUAAAACUGGAACAUUGCCACAACAAAAUUCCACUAUCUAUGAAUGGUGAAUCAGCUUGCAUGCUUAAAAUGUGUUAUUCACACUCUCAACAAAUCUUUUGAUUCAUGCUUCCUGUUCGUUUUAUUUUAUAGUGCCAUGUUUUGAAAACACAAAAGAUAAUAUCCUCAUUAGGUAUCAGUGCAACAAUUCUUCUGCUGCAACAGAGCUCUUUAAGUGCACACUUUAGCACAAGGCUGUAUUUAAUUCAGAUAAGAAUCACUAGAAUUCAAAUCCAAAAUGAGCUUUCAUCUCUAAACCCAGCCCUGCACUUUUCAAAUCCAUCCAGAUUCUGGUUCCCUUUUAAGCUUCAUUCCCAUUCUCCACCCUCUAUUUAACAUACCAUGCCAUUCUGCUUAAUAGGUAUGCAGAGAUCCUGCUGCAGCAUGUGAGGUUCUGCGGUCUGAGGUAUUAAUCCCAAAACAAACAUUAGAAGAGUGGUAGCACUAGAUCUGUGGCAUCUUCCUAAAGUCCUACACAGGGCAAAACAAAAUAAGAAAUCAGCAGCUCUUUCUGGGCUCCCUUCUUCCCUAGUAAUAAUAAUAACAACAUACUAUUUGUACACUUCCAUCUGACUUGAGUUGCCCCAACCACUGUGUCACAUUUCAUUUAUUUUGCACUGGACGCAAGCCACUAAUGUAACUAACAAGGGUACAGUCACCCCCACAUAACCAGUGUGGAGUAGUUAGCCGUAUUAGGAUCCUACUCCUCCCUAGAAUUUUGCCUAGACUUUGGGUCGCUGCCCCCCCUUCGUGUGGGGGGUUUGGGGUGCCACUCCCUUCACCUGAAUAAAUCAAAGAGAGAAGCGAGAUCGCAUGCAUGGAAGUAAUGUACAUUCAGAUCAGUUCCUUUGAGGUGUAUGUUCAGGACCCAGCUGGGCAGAAUGAGCAGGAAGGCCUUGCCAGAAUUUGAAGAAAAUGAAGCAAUAUACAAGAGGAGGCAGGGCUGCAAGACCAAUAGGUCCAGAGGCUAAAAUUAAUGCCAUCACUGCUUCAGGUAAGCACCUGCAUCCACACUGCAGAGCUCGUCUAGACCUUACUGAACUGGCUGCAUGCAUCUUUCAAUGCAGCCAUGAAUGUGCAUUCUUAUCCAGGGUCAUCAAUUGUUUUGCAGGAAUAGUAGCAUGCAACCAGAGCCAGAUCGGAGUUCAAUAUAGUUAUUAUCAGCAACUGAAAUGAAAGCCACCUAGUUUGGAAAUUAAAUGUUUGAUAGUCAUAAGAGAAAAGCAGCUUUUUCUUUCUCUCGC
Molecule: messenger RNA, 7319 nt
Organism: Zootoca vivipara (common lizard)
Lineage: Eukaryota; Metazoa; Chordata; Lepidosauria; Squamata; Lacertidae
Gene: NFYA
Product: nuclear transcription factor Y subunit alpha
Biological process (GO): regulation of DNA-templated transcription
Cellular component (GO): CCAAT-binding factor complex
Molecular function (GO): DNA binding; DNA-binding transcription factor activity
Source: RefSeq, a predicted model, not a curated record